Molecule: messenger RNA, 1359 nt
Organism: Insectozyma verbasci
Lineage: Eukaryota; Fungi; Ascomycota; Pichiomycetes; Serinales; Debaryomycetaceae
Source: the annotation of a GenBank genome assembly
AUGUCUAGAGAAGAUCCAAUUAAAGCAGAAAAAGAUUUCUCAGCUACUUUAGAUGAACAAUUUCCAUUAAUUGAAAAAUUACCUGAUUAUAAACAAAAAUUGGAUAAAUAUUUGGUAUUGGAAAAACAAACUAGACAGUCAUCAGAUUUAGCUUCUUCAAAAAGAGUUAUCGAAAAAAUUGUAUCUACAUUAAUAAACAAUAAUGAUUGGGAUUAUUUAAAUGAUUUAAUUACUUUAUUAUCGAAAAAACAUGGACAAUUAAAAUCGUCAAUUCAAUAUUUAAUUCAAUUAAUUAUUGAAAAUUUAGUAAAAUUAGAAAAUAUAGAUUUAAAAAUUAAAUUAAUUGAAACUAUAAGAACUGUAACUGAUAAAAAAAUAUUUGUUGAAGUUGAAAGAGCUCAUGUUUCAAAUGAAUUGAGUGAAAUCUAUCUUGAAAAAUUUAAUGAUUUAGAUAAAGCAGUUGAAAUAUUAUGUGAUUUACAAGUUGAAACUUAUUCAUUAAUGCCAUUUCAAGAAAAAAUUGAAUAUAUUUUGCAACAAAUUAAUUUAACUUUACGUAAAGGUGAUUAUUCACAAGGUAAAAUUUUAUCGAGAAAAAUUUUAUUAAAAUCUUUAAAAGGUUUUGAAAAAGCAAAUGAAUAUAAAUCGAUAUAUCUUAAAUAUUUAAUUGAUAUAAAUACUUUUGAAUAUGAUUAUAUUGAAAUUGUUAAAAAUUAUUUAUUAUUAAUUGAAAUUCCAAACAUUGAAACUUCAGAAGAUUAUGAAAAUUAUUUAAUACUGAUUAUAUAUUAUAUAAUAUUAUCGCCUUAUGAUCCACAUCAAAAUGAUUUAAUUUCAAAAAUUAAAUUAAAUUCAAAAUUUAAAAAAUUAGAUUCAAAAAUUGUUAAAUUAUUAGAUAUUUUUACAACUGAUGAAUUAAUUCAUUGGUCAAAUAUUGAAUCAAUUUAUAAAAAUUAUUUUAAUAAUAGUGCUGUAUUUAAAGAUGAAAAAAAUUAUAAAAAUCUUCAAAAAAGAAUAAUUGAACAUAAUUUAAGAGUAAUUAAUAAAUUUUAUCAAGUUAUAAAAUUAGAAAGAUUAAGUUAUUUAUUACAAUUAUCAAUUGAAGAAUCUGAACAAUAUGUUAGUGAAUUGGUUAAUAAAGGUAUGAUUGUUGCUAAAAUUAAUAGACCUCAAGGUAUUGUUAAAUUUGAUAAAUUUAAACAUAUAGAAGGUAGUGAUCCAAGAACAAGUGAUAAUCAUAUCAAUGCUUUAUUAAAUAAUUGGUGUUAUGAUAUUGAUAAAUUAUUAGAAGAAGUUGAUUCAAUUGGUCAUUUAAUAAAUAAAGAAGAAAUGAUGUAUGGUCUAAAACAAAAAGCAUGA